CGUGAAAAAUACUUUUGUCGUUGGCACUGAAAAGGAGGGUUCUCUAGUAAGUCUGGUAACAAACAUAUGUUGUAAAGCGUCGAGCUUCAUUUGCAGUGUGUCGUAUUACAUUACGUGAUAUAUCAUUUCUCGUAUCAGUGCUUUAGUACGUCUACAGGAUUUAGCCUGUUACUGAGUUGUACGAUCUUUACGCUGCGCUUGGUAGUGCUACGCAGCGGUUUACCAGUGCCAUUUCAACAAGUGGUGAAAGUGGAAACGUGAACUAUUAAAUAUCAUAGAUACAAACAUUUGGCCAUUCUUGGCCCAUCGUAAUCAUGAUGACAGAAACGCAUAUUAAUUCAAAUCAUGUGGCAGUCAUGCCAGGACUGAACAGUAUAAACACUCGUAAGGAUGAAGGUGAUAAAGUAGAUGAUAUUGGGUGGAAGGCGAAGUUGAAAAUACCUCCAAAAGACAGGAGGGUGCAGACAAGUGAUGUGACAGACACCAGAGGUAAUGAGUUUGAGGAGUUCUGCUUAAAACGGGAAUUGUUGAUGGGGAUAUUUGAAAAAGGUUGGGAAAAACCGUCUCCCAUCCAAGAAGCCAGUAUUCCCAUCGCUCUGUCUGGGAAAGACGUACUAGCACGUGCCAAAAACGGAACCGGCAAGACUGGCGCAUACUCCAUUCCCGUACUGGAACAAGUAGAUCCCAAGAAGGAUUGUAUUCAAGGUAAAUUAUCGCGUUUAUUUGAUAAACGUGAUCGGCAUUUAUGUACUGGUGUACACUUAUCAGUAGAAUACGGUACUAUAAUUUCAGGUCGAGAUUGGCGAUCCAUUCGAGUGCUGGUGGAGAGGCUAGGAGGAAAUCCGAUUGUCCCCCUGGAUAUGCCCAUUUAUUUUUAUUUGAAGGCUGAUAAACUGCUAUCGCAAGACUUCAAGGGUAUGUUGGACCACGUCAUCUCACGAUUACCCAAGGAAAGACAGAUCCUGCUAUUUUCAGCAACAUUUCCGCUCACAGUAAAGCAGUUUAUGGAGAAACAUUUGCGGGAACCGUACGAGAUCAAUCUGAUGGAAGAGUUGACGUUGAAAGGAGUGACGCAAUAUUAUGCCUUUGUGCAAGAGAGGCAGAAAGUGCACUGUUUGAACACACUUUUCUCAAAGUUACAAAUCAACCAGAGUAUAAUCUUCUGUAAUUCAACUCAGAGAGUGGAACUCCUUGCAAAGAAAAUUACGGAACUGGGGUAUUGCUGUUAUUACAUCCACGCCAAAAUGGUACAAGCUCAUCGUAACAGGGUAUUCCACGACUUCCGCGCCGGACUGUGCAGGAACCUAGUGUGUUCAGAUUUGUUUACGCGGGGAAUAGAUGUCCAAGCAGUGAAUGUUGUGAUCAACUUCGACUUUCCCAAGAUGGCGGAGACGUACCUUCAUCGUAUCGGUCGCUCGGGAAGAUUCGGUCACCUCGGGAUCGCGAUCAACUUGAUAACGUACGAGGACCGCUUCGCCCUGCACCGCAUCGAACAAGAACUUGGAACGGAGAUCAAACCUAUUCCAAAAGUGAUUGAUCCGUCGCUGUACGUUGCCAAGCUCGAAGAUUCUCAGGGAAUUGAGGAAGCAAAUAUAAGCAAAUAGAGACUCCUGCGAUGAUCACGUCGGAGAUGCGCCCUCUUUAAUUUAUGAAACAUUUAAGUGACGAUAUUUUUCCUCCCUAUCUUUGUUUUCAAGACACUGUACAUACCGCGCGUAAAUGUACGCAGCCAUUCACGCAGUUUACCGCCAAAGCCAUGGAUUAUCCAGUGAAAGAAAAUUUGAAGAUUCUUCAUCGAUAAAAGAUGCCAAGAUUUUUUUUUUGUUGUUGUCGUCGAGAUCUCUCCGUAUUUGCGGAAGAUCGCCAAGGAAGAAAUAGAAAAAACUUUUGUUGACUAGAUUUUUUAUACGGUUUAUAUAGUGAAUGUCGCCGUCUUCACUCUGUGGCUUGAUCCGGUGGAAUCCGUAGACUGUUAUUUGCGCGGCUCCGAUGACGGAUCGUUACUUCGGUCCCUGUUUCCGUCGCGUGAAUUCGGCCGCUGCCGGAGCAAAACCGAGACGCAGCUCGGCUGAACGUGUGAUCUGUCGCGGGGCUGCGAAGAGCAACUAUUUUGUACAUUUAUUUUUAUAAAUGCUAAGAUGGGCGAUGAAAGUUCUGUGGUACAUGAAUUUUAUUCUGGUGAAUAUUUAAUUUCUUUUUUUGAAAUUGCUAUUCUGGUAUUCAGUCAUUUAACAUCUUAAAUUUUAACAUCUUUGGAUCUCCCUGAAUAUCAGUAGUAGCGUCAUCCGUUUAUAAAUUGUGCUUCGAUUAUUUUGGCCUUGGUUUUUCUAAUCGCGAAUCGAGUCGGCGAUAGGAUUCAUCUGUCGAGAGCUUUCAUACGACCCUCUCCAUGUGGACGCUUUCGUAUAUUUGGAUAUUCUGUCCGUCUUAAAGUAAUCGCGACACGUCGCAGUGAAAGCAAUACUUUCGCGUAGAUCGUGAUACCAAGAACGAUAUUAAGGAUCUCUUAACGGACUCUUGUCGUGUAAAUACGUUCGUACUUCAAGUUCAAAACGCAGAGGAGAAAAAUGUUCUGCCACGACUUCGUAUAAGUUCAAAAAAACUUGUAAAUAAUUCGGAGUGAAAGCGAUGAAACGAUUGCGGCGUGAUAUAAUCGGAGACGUGGCGGGAGCGAGGAGACGGUCUUUUGCCACGAUUAUAUUUAUCUUUAUGGAAGAAGAAGAGAGGAUUCAAAACAGUUUAUUAACGAGUGAAUUCAGUGUUUGAAAAGUGACUCCAAAGAGGAAAGUAUUGUGCGACGGAGUACGAGAGAAAACUCUCCCGAAGUAUUAAUUUUUUUUUUCUAAUUUUUUUUUUAAUUAUUAAAUCGUGCCAGAAAAAAUUAUGCGGAUUGAUUUUCUACUCCGACGGACUGCCAAGGCAAAGAUGGAGGUACUCGGUACGGUAUCUCACGAGAAAGAGAGUUACGUGACUUGUUAAAAUUGUGCUGUUUGUCAGCGUGGGUAAAAGACGUACCUGCCGUGAAGGAGAUCCAAAACCUGAAGGAAGAUAAAGCAGCGACUUCACUUCCGUGAAGUGAGCCUUCAGAGACCGACCGGUCGCGAUCCGCUGUGUUCCCUGUCCGAGCGUCAGGAAGUAUGCCGAGCAAAUGCAUCUUUUCCGCGUAUUUUUUAUAAAUACUAACGUUUCUUCCUUUCGAAAGUUUCUUUUCUCUCUCUCUCUCUCUCUCUCUCUCUCUCUCUCU
Messenger RNA from Zootermopsis nevadensis, 3244 nucleotides. The record is from RefSeq and is a predicted model, not a curated record. Lineage: Eukaryota; Metazoa; Arthropoda; Insecta; Blattodea; Termopsidae.